Messenger RNA from Aureobasidium subglaciale EXF-2481, 1518 nucleotides. RefSeq lists its product as uncharacterized. Gene Ontology annotation, molecular function: zinc ion binding. Bases 1 to 1518 code for a protein of 505 amino acids. The record is from RefSeq and is a predicted model, not a curated record. NCBI's taxonomy places the organism in Eukaryota, Fungi, Ascomycota, Dothideomycetes, Dothideales, Saccotheciaceae. The transcript has a single exon.
AUGGAGUCCAUGCAGCGCCGCCCGUCGCAACGACAGAACAACGAACAGAACGCUCAAGAAACGCCCUCCCAAGAUGCCUCUUCCCUCCAAGAAUCUAGCGUGCUAGUCAACCACCCCAGUCCGGAAGCGCGACAGACGCCUCAGAUCCCAGACGAUAACGACUUGAAGAAGUGCUGGAUAUGCUUCUCUGACGAGAGUGAGGAUGGUCCGGAAACAUCAGUGUGGCGAGACCCAUGUCCAUGUGCUCUGGUAGCGCACGAGGCCUGUCUACUCGACUGGAUUGCCGACUUGGAGUCACCAACCACGCGCAAACGCACAAUAGGCCCGCCUGUCAUCGCCUGCCCACAAUGCAAAUCGAACAUCCAACUGUUACGCCCACGAGAUCCUGUAGUCGAGGUCGUCAGAACUUUGGAGAGGCUGGCAGCAAAGGCUGUGGCGCCCGCUGCCUUGACGGUAGCCUUUAGUGCCGUCGUCCAUGCCUGCGCCGUCCAUGGUCUAUACACAAUUACCUCCAUCUUCGGCCCACAAGACUCGAGGCGCAUCCUCCAGCCUUUGAUCAACGACAUCUGGACAGCAGCAAGACCCAUCGAUCAACUACGCAGUUUCAUGCAGCACUGGCGCCUACGCGUCGGCCUCCCUCUCAUCACCCCGCUUCUUAUCCUCUCACGCACCACUCUCGCCGACUCAAUCCUCCCCGUACUUCCCAUCGUCUUCUUUGCGACACAAGGCGACACGUCAGAUACCCUCGACAUGAUCUCCUGGCCACCCUCGGCAAGCAUGACCUUCGCAAUCUUGCCAUAUAUCCGAUCAGCCUACAACACUUUCUAUCAGCGAACCUGGGCCGAGCACGAGAAGAGAUGGCUCCGAGAGAUACAACCAAGAAGUGGUCAAACUGACACAGACCCCAAUGCUCAGUUAGCAGUCGAUGCAGAGCUGGAGGCUGCCGAAGAAGACGCCAACUUCGAAAUUCGAAUCGACGGGAAUAUCUGGGAAGACUGGGCGGGUGCUGAUGAUGCCGACGUCAUGUUUGAGGUCCAAGAGGGGGAAGCACACCCAUUCAAUGCACCGCCACUACCUGACCACGCUCCUCUCCCUGCUCAAGAUCAACAACAGGAUCAGAAUAUACCGCAGCCGCCGCAACCACCCCGCCCGCAACAGAAUCCUCCUCCGGUAGCAGCUCAGAACAGAGAAGAACGACUCUUGUCGUUCAGCACAAACUCUCUCGCCCAGACUGUCAUGUCCGCCCUUCUCUUCCCGACCAUAGCAUCUGUGUCCGGCGACCUGCUCGCACAAAUCCUGCCUCUCUCAUGGACGAGUGUGCCCUCAAGGACAGGCAUGUUUGGUAUGACGAGAGGAAAAGCUACAGGCUUACUACAAAACAAGUGGGGAAGGAGCGUGGUUGGAGGAUGUCUGUUUGUGGUUGCAAAGGAUGCGAUUAUGCUCUAUGUUAGGUGGAAGAUGGCAAAGCAGCAUCAAAGUCGGCACGUAGUCGAUUACGACAGGAAGAACAAGCGGUAG